Zygosaccharomyces rouxii is the source of this 4284-nucleotide messenger RNA. RefSeq names its product DNA topoisomerase 2 (gene TOP2). Gene Ontology annotation, cellular component: nucleus. The record is from RefSeq and is a predicted model, not a curated record. Gene Ontology annotation, biological process: resolution of meiotic recombination intermediates; DNA topological change; sister chromatid segregation. Gene Ontology annotation, molecular function: DNA binding; DNA topoisomerase type II (double strand cut, ATP-hydrolyzing) activity; ATP binding. The transcript has a single exon. Bases 1 to 4284 code for a protein of 1427 amino acids. Lineage: Eukaryota; Fungi; Ascomycota; Saccharomycetes; Saccharomycetales; Saccharomycetaceae.
AUGACUGUGGAUAAUAAAUCUGCCUCUGAGAGGUAUCAGAAGAUCACUCAGUUAGAGCAUAUUCUAAAGAGACCUGAUACCUAUAUUGGAUCGGUGGAAGUACAAGAAUCACAUCAAUGGAUCUAUGAUGAGGAAAGUGAUUCUAUGGUAGAGAAGGAAGUUAGUAUCGUGCCUGGUCUUUUCAAAAUUUUUGACGAAAUUUUAGUUAAUGCUGCUGAUAAUAAAGUGCGUGAUCCAUCAAUGAAAAAAAUUGAAGUUAAUAUUGAUUCUGAAGCUAAUUCGAUAGAUGUUAAAAAUGAUGGUAAAGGUAUACCCAUUGAAAUUCAUAAUAAAGAAAACAUUUAUAUUCCCGAAUUAAUUUUUGGUCAUCUUUUAACUUCUUCUAAUUAUGAUGAUGAUGAAAAGAAAGUUACUGGUGGUAGAAACGGGUUUGGUGCUAAACUUUGUAAUAUAUUUUCUGUGGAAUUUAUUGUAGAAACAGCUGAUCCUGGAAGUGGUAAUAAAUACGUUCAGAGAUGGGAAAAUAAUAUGGGGGUCUGUCAUCCUCCCAAGAUAACGUCUUAUAAAAAAGGUCCCUCAUAUACCAAGAUUAGUUUUAAACCUGAUCUGAAAAGGUUCAAUAUGGAAACCCUAGAUAAUGAUACCUUGGGUGUUAUGCGCCGUCGUGUGUAUGAUGUUAACGGUUCCGUUCGUGAUAUCAACGUUUAUUUGAAUGGUAAAUCGCUGAAGAUUAAAACUUUCAAGAACUACGUGGAACUUUAUACUAAAUCUUUAGAGAGGAAACGAAUUGCUGAAGGAUUGGCUCCUGAAGGCAGUGAUGGUAAAAGUCCGCCAAUUCUUUAUGAAAGGGUUAAUGAUUGCUGGGAAAUUGCACUGGCAACCUCAGAUAUGUCAUUUCAACAGAUUUCUUUUGUCAAUUCCAUUGCAACGACUACAGGUGGUACACACGUCAACUAUAUAAGUGAUCAAAUUGUAAGGAAAAUUACAGAAAUGUUAAGGAAGCAAAAAAAAACUGUCAAGGCUCACCAGGUAAAGAACUUGAUGUUUUUGUUCAUUAACUGUUUGGUUGAAAAUCCGGCAUUCUCGUCACAAACCAAGGAACAAUUAACCACCAGAGUCAAAGAUUUUGGAUCUCAAUGUGAAAUAAGUCCUGAGUUUAUCAAAAAGAUAAUGAAGUCUGGAUUAGAGGCUAAGAUUCUGGACUUAGCUACAGAAAAUGCACAUGCCACUUUGAAAAAGUCAGAUGGUACACGUAAAAAUAGAAUUACUGAUUACCCUAAGCUAGAAGAUGCUAAUAAGGCAGGUACUAGAGAAGGUCAUAAGUGUACGUUGGUUUUAACAGAAGGUGACUCUGCCUUGUCUUUGGCAGUAGCAGGUUUAGCUGUGGUUGGUAGAGAUUAUUACGGUUGUUAUCCUCUGCGCGGUAAAAUGCUUAAUGUCAGAGAGGCUACUGUGGACCAAAUCCAAAAGAAUGCCGAAAUUCAAGCAAUUAAAAAGAUUAUGGGGUUACAGCAUCGGAAAAGAUAUGAGGAUACUAAAACGUUGAGAUAUGGUCAUUUAAUGAUUAUGACUGAUCAAGAUCAUGAUGGAUCUCAUAUUAAAGGUUUGAUUAUAAAUUUCCUCGACAGCUCAUUUCCUGGUCUUCUUAACAUCCCGGGGUUUUUGGUGGAAUUCAUUACUCCAAUUGUUAAAGUGACAAUCACAAAGCCAAGACGUGAAGUUAUCUCUUUCUACAACAUGCCUGAUUAUGAGAAAUGGAGAGAUGAAGAAUCUCAUAGAUAUAAAUGGAAACAAAAGUAUUACAAGGGUUUGGGUACUUCGUCAGGCCAAGAAGCUCGUCAAUACUUCUCUGAUCUAGAUAGACAUUUGAAAAGAUUUCACGCAUUACAAGAAGGUGAACAAGAUUUGAUCGAUCUUGCGUUUUCCAAGAAAAAGGCAGAUGAUCGUAAGGAAUGGUUAAGGCAAUAUGAACCGGGGACAGUGCUAGAUCCUAGGCUGACAGAAAUUCCUAUUAGUGAUUUUAUCAACAAAGAAUUGAUUCUUUUUUCUCUAGCAGAUAACAUUAGGUCUAUACCCAACGUUCUGGAUGGCUUUAAACCUGGUCAGAGGAAAGUUAUUUAUGGGUCUUUCAAAAGAAAUAUCACAUCAGAAAUUAAAAUCUCAACACUGGCGAACUAUGUCGCAGAACAGACCGAUUAUCAUCAUGGACCUGAUUCGCUAGCGCAAACUAUCAUUGGUCUGGCACAAAGUUUUGUGGGCUCUAAUAACAUUUAUGUGCUAAAUCCGAUUGGUUCCUUUGGUACUAGGGCUACAGGUGGUAAAGACGCCGCCGCUCCAAGAUAUAUCAGCACGGAAUUAACAAAGAUUACCAGAAAGAUAUUCCAUCCCUUCGAUGACCCAUUGUACAAUUACCUACAAGAAGAUGAAAAUACGGUAGAGCCUGAAUGGUAUCUUCCAAUUUUACCCAUGUUAUUGAUUAACGGUGGUGAGGGUAUAGGUACAGGUUGGAGCACUAAUAUACCACCCUUUAAUCCUCUUGACAUUGUUAGAAAUUUGCGUCAUUUGAUGAAUGGUGAGGAAUUGGAAGAGAUGCAUCCUUGGUUCAGAGGUUGGACUGGUACGAUCGAAAAGAUUGGUCCUCAGCGUUACAGAGUUUAUGGUAGAAUUGAGCAGACAGGACCAUGUGCUCUUGAAAUCACAGAAUUGCCUGCUAGGAUGUGGACUUCAACUUUGAAAGAGCACCUGUUAUUGGGUCUUGGUGGUAACGACAAGAUGAAACCUUGGAUUAAGGAUUUGGAAGAACAACACGGUAACGGUAUUAGAUUCGUAGUAAGACUUACUCAAGAAGAAAUGGAUAAGACACGAGUAAUGGGUUUUUAUGAGAGGUUCAAGUUGAUCUCUACAAUUAGUCUGAACAAUAUGGUGGCAUUUGAUCCUCAUGGUAAGAUUAAGAAGUAUGAAAAUGUGUCUGAAAUUUUAACAGAAUUCUAUUAUGUCAGAUUGGAAUAUUAUCAAAAGAGAAAGGAUUACAUGAGUGAAAGAUUACAGUGGGAAGUGGAAAAGUUGUCUUUUCAAAUUAAAUUCAUUAAAUUGAUUAUAGAAGGUGAAAUGUCAAUCACUAACAGACCUCGCAAGCAGAUCAUUGCGGAUUUGGAGGAGAAAGGUUUCCCUAGAUUUAACAAAGAAGGUAAACCAUCUUACAUGAAGAUUAGUGAGAAAGAUACGGAAGAGGAAGAGGGAGAAAAAGGAGAAGAUGAAGAAGAAGUUGAAGGUGUGAUUAAUGGUCCGGAGGAAGUGUACGGGUCCUUUGAGUAUUUGUUAGGUAUGAAGAUUUGGGCAUUGACCAGAGAAAGGUAUGAGAAAUUACUCAAGCAAAAGCAAGAUAGACAGGUGGAAUUAGAAACUUUACUUCAAUACUCUGCAAAAGAUCUGUGGUCUAUGGACUUGGACGAGUUUGUUACUGCUUACGAUAAAUUCAUGGCUGAAGAUGAGGAAGCACGUAACGGUGAGAUCCCGGGAGCCGCCACCAAAGGCAAGGGGAAAAGGAAGAGAAAGGCUGAUCAAGAUGACAAUGAAUACAAUCCAGGUAGUAAGAAGGCCAAGACUACAAAGAAGACACCAAAAAAAGUGAAAGAAGAGGAAACUGAGAAUUUUGAAAGGUUCUUGCUUGAACCUAAGGCUAUAGCUGCUCCUAAAACGAAACGUCCCUCGAAGGUUAAAAGCGAAUCAGAAGCACCUCUGCCGCCAAGUUCUGAGGAGUCUGACUCCAAAAAAUCCAACUCACCUCCCGCAACCGUCAAGACAGAACCUAAGGAAGAAGAACCAGAAGGAAUCAGUGCUUUUUCCAGUAAAUUUAAGAAACUAUCUGCUGCAUUUGAUUCACCUAAUGAUGCCAAACCAAAUGGUAGAGCCAAAUCUCCAAGCGUCAUCAAGACUGAAGAUAAUGAUGAUAAAAAACCUGAGCCUAAGUCAACAGUAAAAUCCACUGCUGCUAGGACUAAGCGUAAGUCUCCGCCAGCGAAACAAGAGUCGGAAUCCUCUGCCAGUGAUGUAGAUGAAGAUGAUGAACCAGUUGCAGUACCUCAGAGAUCCAUGAGGAAUAGGCCUUCGAGAGCCGCCGCUGCCUCUAAGAAGUCGUACCAGGAAGUCAUUGAUCUUUCAGAUGACAGCUUUGACGAUAACGAAGAGCAGGCCCCGGAGGAAAAUGCUGAUGGUGAUGAAGUUGAAGAUGAUGGCGCCAGUGAAGAGGAUCAAUCAUAUAACGAAGAUGAUGAUGACGAGUAG